Molecule: messenger RNA, 1632 nt
Organism: Copidosoma floridanum
Lineage: Eukaryota; Metazoa; Arthropoda; Insecta; Hymenoptera; Encyrtidae
Gene: Ing5
Product: inhibitor of growth protein 5
Biological process (GO): regulation of DNA-templated transcription
Cellular component (GO): nucleus
Source: RefSeq, a predicted model, not a curated record
AUUGUGUAUAACUGUACUGCUGUGUCAGUGUGUCAGUGUAUAUAAUAAUAUAAUACAUAUUAUAUGAUGUGAGAAAAUUCGUGCAUGAAAACGGUCAGCUAAGGUUAGAUCUGAAUAGGUAUACUCUCUAAAACCUUAUUUCCCCGCGCCAUAAUAUAUAUAUUGCUUAGUAAAAAAAAGAGAUUGAUCGGGUUUUCCAUUCGUUAUUUUUUACGGAAUUUUGUUUUUCCGUAAUUAGGUUAUAGUUCAUAGUGAUAAGAGUGUUCUCACACCAACAAAAAAUCAACAAAUCAACUUAAAUUCUAAUAUCUUUGUGGUCAACACUGCGACGAUGACGGCUUUUUAUUUGGAGCAUUAUCUCGACAGUUUGGAACAUCUGCCAACAGAAUUAAGAAGAAAUUUUAACUUGAUGAGAGAUCUCGAUGCCAGAGCACAAGUGUUGAUGAGAGAAAUCGACAAGUUAUCCGAUGAGUAUCUGGUCAACAUGAAAAAUGAAACCAAGGAGAACAAGAAAAAGGAGCUUGAUAAAAUACAAACUUUGUUUAACAAAGCAAAAGAGUAUGGUGAUGACAAAGUACAGCUGGCCAUUCAGACUUAUGAACUUGUUGAUAAACAUAUCAGGAGAUUGGAUUCUGAUCUGGCAAGGUUUGAAGCAGAAAUUCAAGAUAAAGCUAUCAACAGUAACAGAGCAUUAGAAGACAGUGGAUCCAGUAAAAAGGGCCGGAAAAAGCUUAAGGAAAAAGAAAAACGUAAGAAAGGAACAGCCAGUAGUGAAGAUGAGUCCAAAGGAUCUAGAAAAAAAUUAAAGAAAGGAGGAUCCACAGCAUCAACAGCAGCUACUAGUGCAACAGGUAGUGGAUCUCAAGGAGAAUCUAACACACUCAGCCAUCCAGCUGAUGUUCUGGAUAUGCCUGUGGAUCCUAAUGAGCCCACUUACUGUAUAUGUAACCAAGUGUCGUACGGAGAAAUGAUUGGUUGUGAUAAUACUGAUUGUGGAAUAGAAUGGUUUCAUUUUGCGUGUGUUGGACUAACGACGAAACCAAAAGGAAAGUGGUACUGUCCAAAGUGUAUUCAAGAUAGGAAAAAAAAAUAGUGACUUAAACCAUCUUAUGUGAUUAUUGACAUUCUCUUCGUUAAGUAAUAUGGAAAGUGUUAAAUUAUUGGACUCAACUCAGAUAAGCAGAGAACUGACCACUCUCUCUUUUCUUAAGAUGAUCUCUACUGAGAAAACAAACAUUUUUUCAUUGUUCACUGUAUAUUAUUGUAUAGGAUAAUUAAUGUAAAAACAUCUUUUGUUACCUCUUUUUCAAGAUGUCAUCAUCAAUUACUUCUAAAUAACAAGUACAUUAUCAUUAUUACAACUAUGAUUUAAGUUUUUAAACAUUUUAUAUUUUAUCUAUUGUAUUGUAAGCUGUGAUAGUGUUUUAAUUUUAAACAACGAAUCUAUUGAUGGUUUCUUUUAAAAUAUUUCCAUCAAAGCAAAAGUUCAAACUAAAACCUAUUAUAAAUAACUAUAAUCCGGUUAUUUAACAAAUAAAAAUUUAUAAUGUAUAAAUAUUUGUAAAAUUUAUAAAUACUUAUUAGUUUCAUGUAAUCUAAUUCUUCUAAGAGACAUAAAAAUGAUGCUGUUUA